CCCAACGGAGGAGAGGCAGUGUGUGUGAACAAGUACAGCAUGGCGGUUAGUAGUUGUGCAGGGAUAUGGGAACUCUUACAGUAAUAUGCAUACAUUGGCUAUCUGUGGUUUGUGUACUCGAUUGUGAGGAUGGAGUAACGAAGUAUGUGAUGGAAAAUAAACUGAGGCCUUUCCGAAUAUAUGGACUAAUGCGUAUUCACUAAAAGGACAGCUUUCAUACAAUGUUACUCUGGCAGAAACCUUACAGUACUGUUUCAAUUUCAAAAUGAAAGGGUUUUGCUUCUACCAAAUAUAUUCUAUAUCCUACUACAACUGCGUACGAUUAAUUGCUGCAGUGUCAUGUGAUCACAACAUACCUGUCAUGUGAUUCAGCCCCAGGGCGGUGGGCUUGUGAGUCAGCAGCAUGGAAGCUAGAAGUUUAUGUCAUUUUCCGAAAACAGAGUCUGAUGUACCCAUGAACUGAUUUGGAGAGGAAUCGUUUUGGACCUCGCUAUGCCCAAGAACAAAUAGUUCUUAAAGAUAAUAAUGGAGUACUGCAAGUGGCGUGACGACGGAACCAGUAUGAUGUCGGAUGAUGAGGGGCUUGAAGCUGACAGUUCGGCCAGUACCUCCCAGCUACACCAGCAGGUGAAUGCUGAUUCAAUGGAUGUAAUGUUCAAAAAUCAAAAGCAGUGUGUAAAAAACUCUAUAGAGUGCAAAUGGCACCUGGCAGAAGCCCAGCAAAAACUCUGCAGCCUGGAGCUGCACAACUCGGAGUCUGUAGAGCAGGAGCAUGCCAAAGCCCAGGCCGAUUCCUCUGAGCUGAGACAGACGGAGCAGGAGUGGAGACGCAAAGAGAAGAUGCUAAUAUGGGGUGAGAGGCAGAACCCCUUGCUCAGCAAUGCCCUCAGCAGAGAGGUGUUUGAUAAGAGUUUUAUAAACAUUAAAAGUGGAAACAAAGAAGCAGGUGAGGAUAGAAGCAAAAGCUUUGUACAGCAAUAUGAAGAACAGCUCAAACAUUUUGGCAUGCUAAACAGAUGGGAUGACAGCCAGAGGUACCUCUCUGAUCACUCUCAUCUUGUCUGUGAAGAGACUGCCAAUUACCUCAUUCUGUGGUGCUUCCAUUUGCAGGCGGAUAAGAAAGAAGCCCUGAUGGAGCAGGUGGCCCAUCAAGCCAUGGCCAUGCAGUUUAUUCUCGAAAUGGCCAACAGCCAUAAAGUUGACCCCAGGGGCUGUUUUCGACAGUUCUUCCAGAAAGCAAAAGCAGGAGAGGAAGGCUAUUUGGAAGCCUUUACAACGGAACUAGAAGCAUUCAAGUGGCGAGUGAAACAACAUAGCAGUGGCGAGAUUUCCCAGGAGAUGCAGCAUCAGAAGUCCAUGAACUUCUGCUGUCUGGAUCCUAUGAAAGACAUGGAAUCGUCGGCACCAAGAGGAUUCCAGCUUCAAGAUAGGCAGAUUCUUCCGAGUGCACAAAGUAAUAUGAAUCCACAGGUUGCUGAAUAUUAUAUAAAGCACUGCAUAGAUGCUGGCCUGUGGGUUGUGCCAACCAAAGGAGCAAAAGAGGAUAUAGAUGAAACUGGAAUGAUGGAGACUUCAUAGCCAAAGAAUUGUGUUCCACUGCAAUAAGCAGAGCAAUGCUUCCUUAAACAGGGUGGGGUAUGGGAGAGAUUGAAACUAUUUUUGUAUUGGAAUUGGUAUGCGCCUGAAUGAGAGUUGCACUAUAUUUGUUCAAAAGUAUUUAAGAGGAAAGUGUAUUUUGUUGUAUAUUUUUUUGCUUUGUUGUUUUUAUGUUAGUUAAAAAAGGCUGCACUUUCCGUAGGUUCAGAUAGCAUAGUGGUGGUGCUAGUACGAAGAUUAUAUAACAUUUAUGUUACCAAUAAAUAGUCUUCCCUCUUCCAUAGUAAACUUUGCAAGAAAUGGUUGCAGUUCAUGUGCAGAGCAGCAUCGAAUAAAAUCUGCAGUCACAGCAGGUUCAUUCAUAACCUUGUGUCGUUAUAGAAAAAUAACUUUGUUAUGAUGUUAUCGUCAGCAAGUACACUGAAACUUCAAAUUAAUGCUGCAGUAUUCUGGGUGAAUUGUGUGAAAAACAGAAGUUUCCCCUUUCAAGAUGUAUCCUUUUAUGUGUGUUUGUUGUGUGUUUGUUUUUUUUUUCCAUAGAAAUGAAGGUUAGAUACCAUACAUAGAUUUAUUGAGUAUUCUACAAUUUAACCAUACUAUAGAUAUUUAAACUGGUUAAUCUCUUUUGCUCAGCUACAUUUUUUAUCAGUUUCAGAACAAUUUCAGAACAGAACAAUUUUAGACAUCACAAAACAAGACUAAAAUUAAGAAGCUAUUCAGAAAUUAAAGGUUUCUCUUUGAUUUUGAAUUUUAUCUAAAAAAUAACUCCCUUAUUUUGAAUCACUGCUCCAUCUAUGUGAAUGUCAUUUUUACAUACAGUGUGAUUCACACCAAGUUGUUUUUCAGAGUAACCCUAAAGAGUGUUACAUUGUUGUUCACGUGUGUUACAGUCCCCUAAUGCUCUAUGAUGUAGACACAGUGUUCUAUUUCCAGUUAACAAUUUCUGUUAAAGUUUAGGAAUGUUAAGCAUAUGCUGUAGGAUACAAUAAAAAGUGUUCAUUAACUUUCAACACUUACUGCAUCAGAAACUGUUUCAGAUUUCAUCAUUGCAGGAUUACAGAAACUACUCUACUGAUAACACUAUGUAACACAAUUUUUGUUCCUGGGUAGUAAGUGUUAUUUCCUAAUUGCU
This is a messenger RNA of Polyodon spathula (Mississippi paddlefish), 2728 nucleotides long. RefSeq names its product hsp90 co-chaperone Cdc37-like 1. The transcript has 9 exons. NCBI's taxonomy places the organism in Eukaryota, Metazoa, Chordata, Actinopteri, Acipenseriformes, Polyodontidae. Gene Ontology annotation, biological process: protein stabilization; protein folding. Gene Ontology annotation, cellular component: cytoplasm. Gene Ontology annotation, molecular function: protein-folding chaperone binding; heat shock protein binding. The record is from RefSeq and is a predicted model, not a curated record. Bases 526 to 1578 code for a protein of 350 amino acids.